Molecule: messenger RNA, 1208 nt
Organism: Pollicipes pollicipes
Lineage: Eukaryota; Metazoa; Arthropoda; Thecostraca; Pollicipedomorpha; Pollicipedidae
Exons: 1
Source: RefSeq, a predicted model, not a curated record
CCGGCCCGCCACUUCGCCCCCGUGGUGACCCUGGACGCCGCCGGCCGCGUGCAGGAUACGCCUGAGGUGAAGGCCGCCAAGCAGGCCUUCGACCAGGCCUUCCGCAGCGCUGCCGCCGCCGCCGAGGCUGCCCCGGACGUGAACAUCAUCACCGGCGCGGCGCCGGCCUCCCGCGGCGGCGUCCGGGCGGGCCUGACGUACGGCGCACCCGCCAUCAAGUCCACCUACCUGGCCCCGGCCGUGUCCGUCGUGCCCGCCGGCCCCGUGGUCACCCUGGACGCCGAGGGCCGUGUGGAGGACACUCCUGAGGUCAAGGCCGCCAAGCUGGCCUUCGAGCGGACGUACGCCACCGCCGCCGCCGCCGCCGCCGCUGCCCCCGACACCGGCAUCAUCACGGCUCCGGCCAGCAGCGUCAGAGGCAGCGCCAGAGGAAAGGCGUACUACAGCGGCGCCAAGGCGGCCCACCACGGCGCCACCCAGACCUACAGCUUCGACGGCGUCACGGUGAUGCAGGCGGACGGCGCCAGCUCCCCCGGCAAGUUCGGAUACACCUACCAAUAGACCGCGGAUGGCACGGCGCCCUUAUAUUUCAUCUAGUGGCAUUGCUUUCCGGCUGUUAUGUGACUCGACCCGUGCGUGGACCCCGCCGUCGACGGCUUGCCGCCGAUGGUCGGCGAGGUCCCCUUCUCCUGUUCUUAAUCGCCCCCGCACUGCGCGUGUAGUCAUGACUGAAGUUCGUGUGCCCACAAACUGUACAGCCGGUGCGCCGCCUGGCGCCUCACAUGAACGUGUAGGCCCCCGUACAGUAUCACCCCCGACCUGCUGCCCCCCGCGCGGCAGAGUGCUCUCCCAGACAAAAUGUCAAGAAACGCCUGGAGUACCCAUUCUUUGCAGCAUAUGUCAUGUGAACGAAAUUAUCAUUUAGGCAAUCACACAUAUGCUGAGUACCAGUGUCAAAAUAUAUGUAUUCAUACCGCGCACCUUUAUUCGGUGUUCACGGGUACCUGUCCGCAAGAGGCAUCAGCUUUCAGGCGUGACUAUUUCCAUCCUAGCAACGCACAUAUUCUGGUGCAUGCCUGAAUACCGUACUGAGCAGCCAUUUGAGAGUCCAUGCAUUUCACAGCAAUUUACAAAUGUCUUUAGUGCACCGAAUCGUGCACGAUCAUUCCAAUUUGUACGAGGGAAGAUGGUUCGUCGCGUUAAUAAUA